UCAAAACACUCUCUCUGUCCCUCUCACUCUCUAACUCCACUCUCUCCUAUACUACCAACUAUUCAUUCAUUCAAUCAAACAUACUAUCAUAUACUAUAUUAUAUACACCAUCCCAUCAACCAUAUUUCUCACCAUGCAACCUUACUCAUUCUCCUACACAUGUGACACUGUUGACGAGUCCUCCAUUUCACUCUCACUUGGCCCUCCUGGUACUCACCACAAACCCAAACUAUUCUCCACAACAAAUCACUCACCUCCUACUACUCUUCAUCAUAAUCAUCACCAAAACCAAAACCAAAACCUUAACACUGAUGGUGAUGACCAGAAUGGUGUAACUGUUGCACUUCACAUUGGCCUUCCAACCACCAUAUCACAAAACAACACAACUAUUACCAAACCAGAUCAUCAUCAUCACUUGCCUUCACCGCCGAUUCAAGGUCAAUAUUGGAUCCCUUCUCCUGCUCAAAUCCUCAUUGGACCAACACAGUUCUCUUGCACAGUCUGCAAUAAAAUGUUCAACCGUUUCAACAACAUGCAGAUGCAUAUGUGGGGACAUGGGUCACAAUAUAGGAAAGGACCAGAAUCUCUAAGGGGAGUAAAACCAGCUUCAUCCAUGUUGAGGCUUCCGUGUUAUUGCUGUGCAGAGGGAUGCAAAAACAAUAUAGAGCAUCCAAGGUCAAGACCACUGAAGGAUUUCCGGACACUUCAGACACACUACAAGAGGAAACAUGGGGCUAAGCCAUUUGGGUGUAGAAAGUGUGGGAAGCCCUUUGCAGUGAGAGGAGAUUGGAGAACACAUGAGAAAAACUGUGGAAAACUUUGGUUCUGCAUCUGUGGAUCUGAUUUCAAACACAAGAGAUCACUCAAAGAUCAUGUUCGUGCUUUCGGCGAUGGCCACGCUCCACACACCGUCCAGAGUUGUGAAGAUCAGGAAGUUUUGUUAGGUGAUGAAUAUGAUGAUGAUUUUGAAGGAGAUGAAAAUGAUGAAGAUGAUGAUGAUAAUAUUGAUAACAUGGAUGGAAUGAUUUUUGGUUUUAAUUAAUAUUACCAUGGUUUUAAUAUUUUUGUGUAUGCAUAAUGCAUGCAUUAGUUAUACAUUUGACCGUGUUUUUCUAUGUGAGACUAUAAUAUUAUUGUUGUUAUUAUUAUUAUAGAUUGUAGUGUAGUUUUGUCUGUUGUGUGAGUGGUGUGAGACGAUGGAGACAAACAGUGAAAUGAAAGCUAAGGUUCUUCUAGCAUUGAAUGCAUGAAGUGGCAGUGUUAUGAAUUAAUUUCUUGUGAUAGUGAGAGUGUGUGUGUGUGACGAAAGGUAAGGACGGUAGUCAAGAGUAAUCAGUGACUGCAGAUGAGAGAGAGAGACAUGCAGACAAGGGCAGUCACAGAUUGUACUGUUCACAAACGUUGCAAUAGCUCAUCACUUGGCAUAGAUAUUGCACAGAGAAAAAGAGAGGGGGGAGUUAAUUUAAUCUGAUUCGAGGGACUCAGUGAUCAGUGAUACUACUGAGGUUGGACUAGC
Molecule: messenger RNA, 1516 nt
Organism: Vicia villosa (hairy vetch)
Lineage: Eukaryota; Viridiplantae; Streptophyta; Magnoliopsida; Fabales; Fabaceae
Product: zinc finger protein WIP6-like
Exons: 2
Coding region: 134-1042 (302 amino acids)
Biological process (GO): anatomical structure development; regulation of gene expression
Cellular component (GO): nucleus
Molecular function (GO): DNA-binding transcription factor activity
Source: RefSeq, a predicted model, not a curated record